AUGAAAAUACCUUGACGAGGUUUAGAGUAGAAGGCCUAGACUGAUGUGCUAUACAGCGGAGCAUCUCUGAAUUGUCCAUAUGCUUCUAUAGAAGCACUGUCGAUUCAUGGCAUUUUUAAGAAUCUGACACUCUAUAUAUUGCAGCAUGACUCAGUCAGGAGUCACUAAUGACACUCGUUUAUUUUUACAGAGCUACAUUAAACUGGCAUUAAAGCAACUAGUGUGCCACAGAACCACAGAAUAAAUGUCAGUAUCACACAGAAAAUGUAGAUGGAGGUUUGCCUCAUAUGACACCCUAAAAGAGGCGUAUAUCAAACGCAUCUCCACACACUUAGCAUAAAAAACAGUCAGUGACCAAUUUACACAUCAAUUGUAGACAUUUCUCCCCUUAUCGACGCUUAAAAUGAGCAAGUUGGAAUGGAUAGGACGCUUGAAAAACAUGGUGAAGAAGAGUCCUUUAUAUUCAAAUUUCAUUAUCGGCUUUGUGAUGCUGGGACUUGAGCAGCUUGUGGAGAUAGACUUUGCAUGCCCUUGUAACCCAAAGCUGAAUCUGCUGUUCUCAAUGGCGUAUUUUGUAGUUCCCGCUCUCUUCUCCUUCGCACUUUUGUUUUAUAUUCAAAGCUCACAAAUCAGCAAUUAUUCAAGCUGUUUGCACUGCGCUUUAGUUUGUCUUACUCCGGCCAUUCUCUGGAUCAUGCUACUGUUCUUUGAUGGACAAUACUUUGCCUGUGCGAAGACUUCAUGGGAAGGACUGACGGUUCACACGGAUAUAACUGCUUCAACAACAUGGUGUCAGCCUUUAAUCGAACGUGACAACAGCACAGAAAAGCAAAUGACAUUUUUUAGCUAUCGAAAUAACUCUCAGCUAGUGGGACUGUGCAUACUGCUCCUGAUCUCACUGCCUCUGAUGUGGAUGGGCGUUAGGAGGUGGUACCACACACCAAUAAGAACCAAAGAACUUGAAAAUGAACAAAUAGAAAUGGAGGAUUUGAGCCCAUCAACUGCUCCGGACACUGUCUCUACAAUUGGUGAUCACAACAGAGAUGAAUUUUAACAGCUUGGACAGAAAUGACUUUAUUUUUUAUAGUUGGACAUUUUUCAUUUUCACAAACCUCAUGUUUAAAAUUCAUAGGCUUCUCAUUAUUAAAUAUAAUGGAAUAAAUACACUAGUAAAGUUUGUAUUUUUUAAUUAUAUAUAAUUUGGUGUUGUUGCAACAGAAAAAAAAUCAACUUUGUGUUAAACUCUUUUGAAGAAGUAAACCAUAUUUUGCCAUUUUCUAAAGAAACUGUGUCAUAUUGCAGCUUUUACCUUGCAGCUGUCAUGUAGAGUAACAAACCACUUCCUGUCAUUUACAGCAAGGCCAUGUUUAGUUUGUUUUUGAAUUACUUUCAUUUUGGAUUACAUACUCAGAUAUUAAAUCAUUAGAUAUUUAGAUGUAAUUUAGAUGUUUCUAAGUGAUAUCCACUGAGAGACAAUUUGAUGUUGGGAAAAAAUUAGGGCAAUACUUGAACCUGUGACUUCUCGAACUUAAAGCAACACACGUACCUCCAGACAAACACAUCCAACACUAUACUACAGUUUAUUAAUGAAUAAAUAACUUCUUUAAAUAUGUUAUGUGUAGUAGCUGUAGUAAAGCACACAAUGACGAAGGAGAUAACACAAAAACUCUUUAUUAACGAUGCAAAAUCCUCAGGGGAUCACAGGAACAACAUAUGAGAAAUGCAUAAAUCAUAAAUGAGAACCGAAAAGGGACUGAACAUAACAGGGAGUAUGAAUACAAUGUGAACAUAAUGAAAUACAGGUGCAAAUCAUAAGUAACCAUAGAAACAAACAAGGACAUAAUCAGUAACCCAGGAAACCGAAACAUAACUAUUUUUGUGUUAUGUUUAUUUGAUCAUUUUAACAAGGCCUUUUAUUUGCAUACAAUCAUAUAUACACUUAGCAUAUUACAUAUAAUGUGCCAUGACACAUUCAAAUUGUAGUAUUAUGGCCUUUAUUUACAUAUUAUAAGUGCCAUCAAAGUUGACUACCCUGGUGAAAAAUAAAUAUACUAAAAUGUAUUUGAAAUACAUUUAUUUCAUGCUAAGUAUUCUACUAAUACAUUUACAUAUUUAUGUAAUUAAAAAACAUGCAACUGUACUUUUGGUAUACUAAACUGG
Molecule: messenger RNA, 2160 nt
Organism: Megalobrama amblycephala (Wuchang bream)
Lineage: Eukaryota; Metazoa; Chordata; Actinopteri; Cypriniformes; Xenocyprididae
Exons: 2
Coding region: 404-1054 (216 amino acids)
Molecular function (GO): monoatomic cation channel activity
Source: RefSeq, a predicted model, not a curated record